Eutrema salsugineum is the source of this 1706-nucleotide messenger RNA. RefSeq names its product F-box/LRR-repeat protein At4g14103. Bases 152 to 1573 code for a protein of 473 amino acids. NCBI's taxonomy places the organism in Eukaryota, Viridiplantae, Streptophyta, Magnoliopsida, Brassicales, Brassicaceae. The transcript is spliced from 4 exons. The record is from RefSeq and is a predicted model, not a curated record. Gene Ontology annotation, molecular function: protein binding.
GCAUGUAUCUCCAAGCUCAUCUCAUUGGCGUCAAAAUUUCCCCUUUUUCUCUCGCCGGGUUUCUCUUCCCGGUCGAUCAGAAUCGAUAUCGCGCUCCGAGUUGAGAAGUUUCAUAUAAUCGAAGAACAAGUUCCUCCAUUUGAUCUCUCAGAUGAUAGAAGGAGAGGAUCGGAUCAGCGGUUUGCCAGACGACGUUGUUUUCCACAUUUUCUCAUUCCUGUCCACAACUGAAGCUGCUUCCACAUCAGCUCUCGCGAAAAGAUGGCGUUUUGUAUUUGCUAAUGCUCAUAACCUCGAUUUUGAUAUCAGUCUAGAUCCAAAGAACGAGAUACUUCCGAGAGAAGGUGCCAGUAGGUGCAUGGUACUUGGUAAUCAGAAAAAUCCCUUUGAUAAUGUCGUAGACAGGGCUCUGAAGACGCGACGUGGGGCCAAGCUAAACAGAUUUUCUCUGAAGACCAAACAGUACGGGGAUCCAUCGCUUAAACAUUGUGUCUCUAGGUGGAUAUUGGGAGCACUAGACUGUGCGGUAUCAGAUCUCAAUCUGAUCAUGAAUUGCGACUCAGAGCUGGACUUUUUGCUACCAUCAAAUAUGUUCAACAGCAAGACACUAGCUACACUGAGAAUAAAGAAUGAGGACCAAUUCGUCAGCAUUGGUGUAGAAGAUUUCGACCUGCCAAUGCUUAAGACACUUUCUCUGGUGCGUGUUCUGUUCAGAAAGGAGGAAAUCGGGUUUGAAAACCUUAUUGCGGGUUGUAAACUCCUUGAGGAGUUAGAGCUGGAGCAGAUAUGGUCGUGUCUGUGGAAGUAUUUCUCUGUUGCUUCUACAUCUCUCAAGAGGUUUACAUUUUUUUCUGAGCAAGACCAUUCCGUUCCGACAAGCGUUUCGUUCGACACACCAUAUCUCAUCUACUUGGAUUACACUGAAAUACACGCGCUCAAGUAUCCAAAGGUGAAUCUAGAUUCUCUUGUUGAAGCGAGAAUCAACCUUAGGUUGACAACUAGGGAGGAGAGGAAUAUAAUAAGCCAAGGUUAUGUGGGAGACAACUAUGACUUCGGUGAUUGCACAGCUCUUAUAGUGGGAAUUCGGAAUGUUGUGAAGCUCUACUUGUGUGCCUCAACUCUCGAGGUAAUCAGCUUCUCCUGCAAAGACAUCCCUACAUUCGUUAAUUUGACUCAUUUGACUAUCGAUAGUCUCAGUCGCUGGAAAUCUACAUGGGAUUCGCUGCGUCUUCUGCUUACGCAUUGUACAAGCCUGGAUACUAUCGUCUUCAAGGGACUUUCCCACAGAUGCGUAGACGCGUGUUUGUGCAAAUCUCUCGAGGGACAUGAACUUAGUUUCCUGACUAAUAGUCCCGCGACGGUGGUGAAAGUUCUGUUCGAUGACAAAAUGAUGAUGUAUAUAGAGCAUGUCAAGCUGUUUCUGAAGACGAUGCCGAAUCUCGAACAUCUGGAUCUAUAUUUUAACCCAUCGUUAGAGGACGAAGAUUUGUCUGAAGUCUCAAAGGAACUCGAGAUGGUUACUAAAGCUUCGACAGAGUGCCAAGUCCGGCUAAUGUCUAACGUUGACUUUUGAUCUUCUGUUCCUGCUCCGGUCUCGAAGAAAUGAGGUCAUCAACUUUAGGAGAAUAUUUCCGCGUUGUCAGGUUUCUUUUGAAUCCCAGAGUGUUGUUUGUGUGUGUGUGUCAACGAAAAACAAGAUAUCUAGG